Molecule: messenger RNA, 4044 nt
Organism: Sturnus vulgaris (Common starling)
Lineage: Eukaryota; Metazoa; Chordata; Aves; Passeriformes; Sturnidae
Gene: AASS
Product: aminoadipate-semialdehyde synthase
Cellular component (GO): cytoplasm
Molecular function (GO): saccharopine dehydrogenase activity
Source: RefSeq, a predicted model, not a curated record
UAUGAGGUGCAGUGUUUUAGUACAAACUGCUCUCGUCUUUAUUUUUUAGUAUGUAGAGAUAGUGACAUGGUGUGAUAAGGCUUCCUGUUUUUUGGGAGGGAUCAUUAUGCUCUUUGAGAGCCCUCUUAAGCAUGCUGAAGAGAAGUGUCGCAAAAUACCUCCAACUUCAGUACAGUAACCUUUGCUGGUGGACAAAUGUAGCCAUGGUAGGAAGACCGCACCUGGAAUUGUUGUAGAUGACUGUGUGCUUCCCUUCAUGCCGUCCUUCGUGUGCUGGUCCCUCUGUUUCAGCAAGCCUGGAGUUAAACAGGACCUCUGAAGUCUUCAGGUAUAUAGAGAUUUUACAAGUUUGAGGCAUGAGGACAAACAGGAUUUUCCAAAUGAUUCAGAUAGAGAGAUUCAUAUAUUAUCAGUUAAAAUUGUGUUGGAAACAAAGUUCACAUUUUUGAAGCCUAUCUCUGAGAUUCACGUCUUUUAAUCACACAAGUAUCUGAAGGCCCUAGGCUCCCAAGAUACUUGAUGCUGGACCUGGCAGUGUCCCUGCACAAAUAAGCAGUGGAAUGUAGGCUUCCCUGGGAGUGAAGAGGAUUGGAUAGAAGAUAAAGGGGUUUUCCUCUGCAGUGGGAAUCUGUUCUAGGGAAGCUUUUCUGUUUUGCAGAAAAUUAAGGCAAAAACUUUGUCACAUGUAUGCUGACUGCUACUCAGUAGUUAAGGUCUUGACCUUAUCUUGAAUUAUUGGCAGGUAUAAGCAUUAGUUAUGUAAAAAUACUGUUUUUUAGUCAACUGCCUUCCAUACAGCCUGUGUUCUGCUUUCUUUCUGUGUGUUUGUUACUUCUGACUGUUCUUGAUGCAAGUAUUGAUGGUCUUUGCAUGGUUUAUGGUGGCAAAUAAAUAUGAUUGGAAAAUCUAAGUUUCCAGAAUUCUUUUUAAGCCUUGAUAAAAAUAAGCUGUAUAGAAGGCAUUAAAAGCCUUCCUUUACAGUAAUCAAAACAAUUAUUCAAAUUGGAAAUUUGACUCUAAGGAUACCUUAUCAGACUGAGAUGGAAACAAAAUUCACUGAAACAAAAUUCAAUUCAUGUCUCACAAAAGUAGGAUUUAACUGGAAUAUGAAGUAUCUGGUUUGUGUUUUACAGCAGAUGCUAAAGGAGACCAGAACUUUCACACAAAUAAUGUCUGAAUCGUACACGUACCUGUAUUGUUUUAUUACUUUGUCUUUGCUGCCAUCAGGCUUUACCAUGCUCCGAGCCUUUAGUCACACAAAUGGUAGGUGUGUGUUCCACUACACCAAGUGUUGGCAUCAUCGUAAGUCUGUGCUGGCAAUCAGGAGGGAAGAUGUCAAUGCAUGGGAAAGAAGAGCACCUCUAGCACCAAAGCAUGUUAAGGAGUUGACAAAGAUGGGAUACAAGGUCUUGGUGCAGCCAUCAAACCGGAGAGCCAUCCAUGAAAAGGAAUAUGUCAAAGCAGGUGCCAUUAUUCAAGAAGAUAUUUCUGAGGCUUCUCUGAUAAUAGGUGUGAAGAGACCUCCAGAGGAUAAAUUAAUCCCCAAAAAGAACUAUGCCUUCUUCUCUCACACUAUUAAAGCCCAAGAGGCAAACAUGCCCCUUUUGGAUGAGAUUUUAAGACAGGAAAUUCGACUGUUUGACUAUGAAAAAAUGGUUGAUCAUAAAGGAAUGCGAGUUGUGGCCUUUGGAAAGUGGGCUGGUGUAGCAGGAAUGAUCAACAUUCUACAUGGAUUGGGUUUACGAUUUUUAGCUCUGGGUCAUCACACUCCCUUCAUGCACAUUGGGAUGGCACAUAACUACAGGAAUAGCAGUCAGGCUGUGCAGGCAGUACGGGAUGCUGGGUAUGAAAUUUCACUGGGACUGAUGCCAAAGUCAGUGGGGCCCUUAACGUUUGUGUUUACAGGCACUGGUAAUGUUUCCAAGGGUGCUCAAGAAAUGUUCAGUGCUCUCCCAUGUGAGUUUGUGGAACCUCAUGAGUUAAAGGAAGUUUCCAGAUCUGGAGACCUUAGGAAAGUCUAUGGAACAGUAUUAAGUCGUCACCAUCAUCUUGUAAGGAAACGUGAUGGACAGUAUGAUCCAGUAGACUAUGAUAAACAUCCAGAAAAUUACAUUUCUCGCUUUCACAUUGAUAUUGCACCCUACACAACUUGUUUAAUUAAUGGCAUAUACUGGGAACAAAAUAGUCCUCGCUUGCUGAGUCGGCAGGACACUCAGAAGCUGCUGGUGCCAGUUAAAUCUGCUGCUGGUGGAAUGGAUGGCUGUCCUGAAUUACCACACAGACUUCUGGCCAUAUGUGACAUUUCAGCAGAUACUGGAGGAUCUAUAGAAUUUAUGACUGAGUGUACAACAAUUGACAACCCAUUUUGUAUGUAUGAUGCUGACCAGCAUAUUACUCAUGACAGUGUUGAAGGCUCAGGGAUUCUGAUGUGUUCCAUUGACAAUCUGCCAGCUCAGCUUCCUAUAGAAGCAACAGAGUACUUUGGGGAUAUGCUUUUCCCUUAUAUUGAGGAGAUGCUAUUAUCAGAAGGCUCAGAACCUCUUGAGAAACAGAAUUACUCACCUGUUGUUCGAAAUGCAGUGAUUGCAUCCAAUGGCACGCUGACACCUAAGUAUCAAUAUAUCCAGAAACUGAGAGAGAGCAGGGAACAGGCUGAGUCACUGAAGAUGAGUGUUGAGAAGAGGGUUUUAUUGCUUGGAUCUGGCUAUGUUUCUGGCCCUGUGCUUGAAUAUCUCACUAGAGAUUCCAACGUUGACAUCACAAUUGUAUCUGUCAUGAAGGAGCAACUUGAACAAUUGACAAAGAAGUACAGAAAUGUUACUCCAGUUCAUAUGGAUGUCCUUAAACAUGAGGAAAAGCUGUCCUCUUUGGUGAAAAAACACGACCUUGUGAUCAGUUUGCUGCCUUAUUCAGCACAUCCUUUCGUUGCUAAGAAAUGUAUUGACAACAAAGUGAACUUGGUAACAGCCAGCUACUUAACACCAGCCAUGAAAGAACUUCAGGAAGGUGCAGAAGCUGCUGGUAUUACAGUUAUCAGUGAAAUGGGCUUGGAUCCUGGUCUUGAUCACAUGUUGGCGAUGGAAUGUAUUGACAAGGCAAAAGAAGUUGGUGCUACGGUUAUAUCGUACACUUCUUUCUGCGGUGGCCUACCAGCUCCAGAGCACUCUGACAAUCCUCUGAGAUACAAGUUCAGCUGGAGUCCACAAGGAGUGCUGCUGAAUACAGUUCAGUCUGCUACAUAUUUAAAAGAUGGAGAGAUUAUCAAUAUUCCACCUGGAGGAGCGUUACUGGAUUCUGUUACUCCAAUGGAUUUUUUCCCAGGAUUAAACCUGGAAGGUUUUCCUAACAGAGACAGUACAAAAUAUGCUGAGCCAUAUGGUAUUCAGACAGCUCGCACUUUACUGAGAGGCACCUUAAGAUAUAAAGGAUACUCCAGAGCUAUGGGGGGCUUUGUAAAACUAGGGUUAAUUAACCCAGAUCCUUAUCCUUUGCUAAGCUCAACUGCGCCACCUCUAACCUGGAAAGAGCUCAUGUGCAAACUGGUUGGAAUUAAGUCACCUGCUGAGCACCAUGUUCUUAAAGAAGCUGUAUUUAGCAAACUGGAGAAGGACAAAAGUCAGCUGGAAGCAGUGGAAUGGUUAGGUUUAUUGGGAGAUGAACUGGUUCCAGCGGCAGAUUCCAUUGUAGGGGCUCUUGCAAAGCACAUGGAGAUGAAGCUGCCCUUUGGCACUGGAGAGAGAGAUAUGAUUGUUAUGAGAAGUGAAAUAGGUCUCAGGCAUCCUUCUGGCCAUUUGGAAGACAAAUUUAUUGAUCUGGUUGUCUAUGGGGAUAACAAAGGACAUUCUGCAAUGGCUAAAACAGUAGGAUACCCCACAGCUAUUGCUGCUAAAAUGGUUCUAGAUGGUGAAAUAACUGCCAAAGGCAUGGUCAUACCUUUGACAAAGAAUGUUUACGGGCCAAUACUUGAACGUGUUCGGGCAGAAGGCAUUAUGUACAGUACUCGCAGCAUUAUCAAACAGUAAUUGAAAGCAGUGGAUUUAAUCA